Messenger RNA from Drosophila hydei, 1962 nucleotides. RefSeq names its product serine/threonine-protein phosphatase 2A regulatory subunit B'' subunit gamma-like. Bases 81 to 1400 code for a protein of 439 amino acids. The record is from RefSeq and is a predicted model, not a curated record. Gene Ontology annotation, cellular component: centrosome; spindle. Lineage: Eukaryota; Metazoa; Arthropoda; Insecta; Diptera; Drosophilidae. The transcript is spliced from 3 exons. Gene Ontology annotation, biological process: T cell homeostasis; B cell homeostasis; regulation of dephosphorylation.
UUCACAUUCAUGUUUUAUAUGUCGCUGUGAUUUCAAAAUAUUCAGAAUCAAAUUAUAUUGGAAACAUUCCAAGCGUUAACAUGGAGUUGGAUCCUGACUUUGUCAAAGAAUUCGCUUGCCUCAAGAUCUCCACACGCGACAUAAGUGCCGAGGAGCUGGCCAAGUUCGAUGCGAGUGUGCCAAUUAAGCCACGCGCCCAGGUGAAGCAUUCAUCGUUUAAGCAUGUGCCACAAUUCUUUUAUGUGCCGCCGCCACCGGAUGAUAAGCUGCGGCAUUUGUUGCGACGGGAAGCGCAAUCGCUAUUCCUGCAGCAGAAGUCCGAGGAGCUGCUGGACAACAAUGAGCUGCAGGAACUGUGGAGCCGCUUGGAGCAACACGUCACAGAGACAACCGCCAAGAAGCAGCAGCUGAUCAGCUACGACGACUACUGCAAGCUGAGGGCUACGCUUAGCAAGAAGUGCCGCAAGUAUCUCUCGACCCGUCUCUUUGCACAGCUGCUCAGUGAUUCCCCUUACCUGGGCAGCGUGGAGAUUGCCUCCGUGUUCAAUUACACCAUGCGCAAGGUGUGGCUAACGCAGUGUCGCAUUGGACUCUCCUUUUACGAUGACGUCGGCCAGGGCUACUUGCGUGAGUUCGACUUGGAGAACUACAUUACGGACCUGAUACCAACACUGGUGCAGAUCCGCGAUGGCAUGGAGCCUGCAUUCGAGAGGUUUUAUGUGUGCACGGUGGUUAAGAGGUUUUACUUCUUCCUCGACCAUUUGCGCACGGGGCGUAUACGCAUUCGCGAUAUGCUAGUCUCGGGCAUGAUUCACAAGUUGAUGGAACUGCGCGACGAGCUAAAGCCCUCUGAGUCAGAGCCCAUGCAGCUCAACUACUUUUCCAUGCCCGCCGUUCUUGCGGUGUAUGGCAACUACCUCAAGCUGGACCUGGAUCACAAUGGCCUGCUCAGCAAACAGGAGCUGAGAAGAUAUGGCUCAGGCACGCUUACAUCAGCCUUUAUGGAUCGUGUCUUCGAGGAGUGCCACACAUACGAUGGCGAAAUGGACUACAAAACAUAUUUGGGUUUUGUCCUUGCCCUGGAGAAUCGACAGACAUCCUCCUCGUUGCACUACUUAUUCCGAAUGCUGGACGUGCAGCACGCUGGCUACCUGACGAUGCAGACGCUUAAUUACUUUUUCAAAGGGUUGGAAGAGCAGUUGGUGCUAAGUAUCGAUGCAGUCAGGUUCGAGGAUUUCAGCAAUGAGAUAUUCGACAUGGUUAAGCCCAAGGAUCCGUGCAAGAUAACGCUAAAGGAUCUGAGCAAUUGCGGCCAGGCAGAGACUGUGGUAUCCAUAUUAAUUGAAUUUCAUAAAUUCUUGGCUUACGAGAACCGCGACGACAAUCCGCAGAAUGCUUAAUGGGCGCAUGCCACACAGCGGUAGCGGUAGCAGCAUCACCAGCACCAGCAACAGCAACCAAAGUAAAUGCGGCAACAACAUUAAGCGAAAUUUAAUUAAAAUCCCGAACAGACAAAUAACAUCAGCAUGCAUACUCCUACGAAAGAGGCGUCAACCCUUUGUGUCUGGCCCCGACUUUGACUACAGAAAGACCCAUCCAGACUAACUAAAAUUGAUGUGAAACUUCUUGUCCACUUUUUGAUUCAGCCUUUGAGUAGUGCUCAACAGUGUUGCUCUCUUACUUCAGUCUUGCAGAAUGAUUCUUACCCAUUAUCAGCAAGCACUUUGGACCAGACAUUUUAAUUAACCCAUCAUAUUUUUACUUUAUAAUUUUCUACAAAGUCCAGCAAAGUAAAAAAAAAUUAUCUUCAUUUAGAGCACAUUCUACAGCACUGCGGCUGAGUUGUGCAAAUUUUUUAUUUCCGUACCAAGACAUUUACAGUAUCAAACAACAAUCAUUUAAUUAUACACGUUCAGCUGAUAAUAUAAAUUAUUUGUGCAUUGACAGUUUGCGCUCAUUAAA